UAUAUAUUAUAAAAUAUGUCUGUCUUCAAAAAACGUAGAUUAACUGCAUGGAACAAGAAAAAAAAUCGACAGGUUCCUGCAGAAUCAGCUCAAGAACCAGAUCCAGCAGAUGCUGCUCAAGAGCCCCAUGAGGCGGAAUAUGAGAUAAUACCGCCCGUACCUUUGAAAGGGGAAGUGCCGACUUUUUUUCAUAUCGGUCGAUGGGCCAAGGAGUGUUUGAUCACCGGAUAUAGGAUCGGGGUGUGGCACAUCGAUUGCACUACCAGAGUUAAAGAAGAGCUGUCCAUGUACAGUUUUGGGUCCGCUAAGCCCGAUUUUGAAACUAUUACGGGUGGCGUGGGAUUCAAGGAGAAGCUUGGACUUCUGACCAUGUCACAGGCUUGGCUGACACAUGAGUUUUUUUCUUCGAUUGGUUUACAGAAAAGAACGGACAGCAUCGGUGGGGAGGCCAUAUUGCGGGCCUUAUACAAUCGGGCAGAAACUGCCUACAAAAUUGACCUCCUAUGUGGCGUUGAGCGUUCGCCUGUCAGGAUAAAAGUGAUCGCGCCCAUUGUCCAUGUAACGAAGAUCAUGGGCUACGCUCUCUGGCAGCCAGCCGAGAAUUUUAUGCUGGCAUAUCGAACGGCUUUUGAUUUUGAGGAGAAAUCAUUUGAAAAACAUGCAUUUGGUGUGGGUUAUAAUAAUAGAUCCACCGAACUCGCUCUUAAAUUUGAGGACUUCCAAGAUUUACGUGGCUCUAUAUUUCAGCGCUUGAGCGAUCAAUGGGCCAUUGCAGUAAAGGCCUCGCUUUCGCAGUGGGAAAACGUGGAGUAUUCAAUUGGAUGCCAGUGCAUGGUCAAAGAUAGCGCACUGAUUAAAGCCAAAAUAACAUCUCAAGGAUAUUUGGCCUUUGUUUACCAGCAAUCCUUCACCGACAGUGUACGGAUUAUGUACCAUUUCGGCUUAUCGCUAGACGAUCCAAUCAAAAGCAACCAUAAAUUUGGUAUUUCGUGGAGUAUCAAUUGUUAAUCAGACAUAGAUAGAGUCUAAUGUUUACAGAAUGUAACUACAAAUCGUUGAUUACAACAGAACAGAGUUGAGUUGAGUAGGUAAAAUAGGUUGUAAUGAAAUGAAAAAUGUUGAAAUUCGUAAAACUGACAAUAAAUAUUA
Molecule: messenger RNA, 1149 nt
Organism: Drosophila arizonae
Lineage: Eukaryota; Metazoa; Arthropoda; Insecta; Diptera; Drosophilidae
Product: voltage-dependent anion-selective channel-like
Biological process (GO): monoatomic anion transmembrane transport
Cellular component (GO): mitochondrial outer membrane
Molecular function (GO): voltage-gated monoatomic anion channel activity
Source: RefSeq, a predicted model, not a curated record